UCCGUCCAAUCAGAUGGCUGCGGAGGCGGGGCUUCCUCGUCCAGCCCGCGGGCCUCCGCCGAGCCGCCUGUCCUCCUUUCGCCUGGCGGUCAAAAUGGACUUCUUGCUGGGAAAUCCUUACAGCACUCCGGUGGGACAAUGCGUGGAGCGGGCCACCGACGGGGGGCUCCAGAACGAAGACUGGGCCCUCAACAUGGAGAUCUGUGACAUCGUCAACGAGACGGACGAAGGGCCAAAAGAUGCCAUGCGAGCGCUCAAAAAACGACUCGGCGGCAACAAGAAUUACCGCGAAGUCAUGCUGGCGCUUACGGUCGUGGAGACGUGCGUGAAGAACUGCGGCCACAGGUUCCACGUUCAGGUCGCCAACAGAGAUUUCGUCGACGGCGUUUUGGUCAAAAUCAUCUCCCCGAAAGCGAAUGCGCCCGCCGUCGUGCAAGACAAAGUGCUGUCGCUCAUACAGGCCUGGGCCGACGCUUUCCGAAGUCGUCCCGAUCUGACCGGGGUGGUCCACGUCUACGAGGAGCUGAAGAGGAAGGGCACCGAGUUCCCCGUGGCGGAUCCGGAUGCGCUGUCCCCCAUCCACACCCCGCAGCGCGGCACACCCGAGGUGGGCCCAGCUACGAUCAAGUACGUCGCCCCGGCGAGCAGCCCCGCCGCCGCGCCGUCUCCGAAACCUGCCGCGGAGGUCCUGCCCCGCGGGCCCGUCGCAGCGACUCCCCGGCAGGUGGCGCGGCUACGCGGCGACUUGGACGUGGUGAGAGGCAACGUUAAAGUCUUGUCAGAGAUGCUGACCGAGACGGUCCCCGGCCAGGAAGACGGAGCCGAUCUAGAACUGCUCCAGGAGCUGCACGGGACCUGCAAAGCGAUGCAGCAGCGAGUGGUGGAGCUCGUCUCGCGCGUGUCCAACGAGGAAGUGACCGAGGAGCUCCUGCACGUCAACGACGACCUCAACAACGUCUUCCUCCGAUACGAGAGGUACGAGAGGUACCGGUCGGGGAGAGGCGCUCGCAACAAAGAGAUUUUAGGCGAGCCCACCGACGACAACCUGAUAGAUUUGGGUCCCGGCUCCCCGGCCGCGGUCACGCCCGGGGUCCCGUCCGGCCCCCCGCGUCACGGCGACGCGGCCCCGAACCCCGCCGAAGCCUCGCUGUCCUCGGCCCUGGCCGGCCUCGACGUGGGUCUCGCAAGUGGACCGAACCGCAACCAGGACAACUUUGACAUGUUUGCCCAGACUCGGAGCAGCUCCCUGGCUGAGCAGCGCAAAAACGUCAAGUACGAAGAUCCUCAGGCCUCGCCGUUGGAUGUCCGACAGCACGACGCCGGAGGGCCGAGUGUAGAAGCAGAUCCGGAGCUGCCCAUAGACAGCUGGCUUAUCACCCAAGGAAUGAUCCCCGUGUCGCAGUCGUCCGUCAUGGACGACAUAGAGGAGUGGCUCUGUGCUGACGUGAAAGGCGACGCUCCAGAUGAAGGCGUAACCAGUGAAGAGUUUGACCAGUUUCUGGAGGAGCGAGCGAAGGGGUCAGAGACGUCCCCCCCCGCCGAUGACGCGGCUCGUCCCGCUCGCGCUCACAAGAAAGCCCGGCGGACGGAAGACGCCCUCUUUGCCUUGUAGGGUGGCGCUCUCGGGGUCGUCUGGAGGUCAGCGCCCCGGACGAGCCCCCCGCCAAAAUGCUCCUUCGGUCCCAGUUGAUCCUCUCGCCCGCCCGCCGCGGUGUCGCUCCAACAUCCGACGGGCCGCGAGUUGUGAAUGUAUUUGAUGGGUUGCUGCGGGAUGCGGCCCCGCCCGAGGCCCGCUACACACAGACGGACUUUUCACAUCUCGUUUUCCGGUAUCCGAAUCCGCUUUAUUGGUCAACUAUGUCAUCAACACACGCAGGAUUUGUCUCCGGUAGUCGGUCGGAGCCGCCCUCGUACGACGUACACGUUGAGUACCGCGGCAGUUGGCGGACGUGACACGUCCCGGUUGUCGGCACCGUGAGCAUUUUUGCUCAUAAGCAUUGAACCCGGCCGUUUAGAGUGUCGACCCCGACCCGAUCCGGACGCUAAAAUCGGGACAGAGCCGCUCCCCUCGCGCCACACAUUCAUAAUCCUACGGGGGUCAUCUUAUGAGAAGUCUUAUUUGAACAUGCUUGGUGAGAGGAAGUAGCAAAAUCGUCAGCCCGAUUGUCUUUUGUGUGUACCGGGCCUCACUUGGCAAUUAGAAUCCUCCAGCCCGACUCACUAGACGAGCUUCACAAAUAACAAGUUGGAUUGAUAGAAACAAACCUAACACAGGCUAAUUGCUAACGUAUGCAUUUAUUGCUUCAAUGGUUCUGUGCUUCUGGUCUUCUAUUUUCAUCCCCGCACCCAUAUAAGUAUUACCAGUAAGACAUAAGCAGCUGCUAGCAUGAAGCGCAAGUGUAAUAACGCCUUCAUAAGAAUUUGAGGGCGCCGCGAACAACAGACAAGAUGUCGGUAAAAUGCGGACGUCAGCAGCUUUGCGACCAAAGGGAAUCGGCGCCACGCGGAGAUCGUGGUCUCGCGCAACAAACUGAGUUUGGAUAACCAGGCAUUGCCGGGUUGAAAAUG
Syngnathoides biaculeatus (alligator pipefish) is the source of this 2568-nucleotide messenger RNA. RefSeq names its product TOM1-like protein 2 (gene tom1l2a). Gene Ontology annotation, cellular component: membrane; endosome. Gene Ontology annotation, molecular function: ubiquitin binding; phosphatidylinositol binding; clathrin binding. The record is from RefSeq and is a predicted model, not a curated record. Gene Ontology annotation, biological process: signal transduction. Lineage: Eukaryota; Metazoa; Chordata; Actinopteri; Syngnathiformes; Syngnathidae.